UUGAAAUUUUUAGUGAUUCGGGAAUUAUCGCUUGCGAUGGAGUCAUAUUUUUGCGUAAUAAAAUCUGAUUGUAGUACUGUUGGAAAUUUAUUGAAAUUAUGUCAUUUGUUUAUCUUGUCUCAGCUUGGUCGUGUUCAAUGCAGAAAAGUCUCUAUCGUUUGACAAAAUUUGUCUGAGAAUUGUUAUUGUUCGAGAAAUUGUCGAUUCGGGAGACAUCUUGUGUUGAAAAAGAUACAAGUAACUUGACUUGUAUGAUUUUGUCUUUCACGUGAAAAGUAGCAGAAUUAGUUCCGUGCUAAAAAGUCCGCAAUCAUGGAUGUGUCGUGGGAUGCUGAUAACUUUGAGCCGAAACUUCCGACCACGUUGACGUCCAGCAAAUGGGAGGGCGAGGACGAGGAAGAGACCGUCAAGGAAAGUUGGGAGGACGAAGAGGAGGAAAAGAAGGAUGAGGAGAAAAAGGAGGUAGCUCCUCCCCCACCAAAACCCAAGAAGAAAAUAUUAGACAAAAUUGCCGAAAAGGAGCGGCUUGAGCGUGAGAAAGCAGAGCGUCUGGCUGCUGAAAAAGAUGAGGAGCUCACACCGGAACAGAAACUUGCUGAGAAAUUGAGACAGCAAAAGUUACAAGAGGAGUCAGAUCUCCGACUUGCCUUGGAGACCUUUGGUGUAACCGAAGGCAGUAGUGGCAGGUUGGACAACUUCCAUCCAACCAAUAAGGAGGAGUUCACAGAGUUUGGGGACCUUCUUUGUAAAAAGAUUAACUUUUACAAGGCUAAAGAUGAGUUCCCAGCCUUUGUUGAUGACCUGGUCAAAAAUAUUGUAGUACAAAUGGCAUCAGCAGACAUUAAGCGGAUAAAAAUGACAGUGGAUAAUCUCUAUAUUGAAAAGCAAAAGGCGGAGAAAAAUGAGAAAUCAAAGAAGCCUAACAAAGGAAAAGGCAAAGCUAAAUUAAAAGUGGAAGGCGAUAACGCUCACCUCAAUCAAUAUGAUGCCUACGGUAACUUUGAUGCUGACUACGAUGACUUCAUGUAAACAACACAGUACGCUGUCAAUUUUACCCGAUACCUGGCCUCUGAUAUAAUUGCAAAUAUCGUUUAUUUGUCACAAACAUAAAAUUAAACUAAAAAUUCAUAUACAUUGACUGCAUGUCAGUAUAUCAAAUGUUAUGGAUUUUACUCAGUAUAAAGUAAAAAAAAACUGUUAAAAUUAUUAUGUUAUAUUAUUUAUUAUCUGUGCCCGUUUGCAAUAUCGCUUGACUUUAACCAUCAUUUAUGAUCUAACGAUUAUUGCAAUGAUUUUCAAAUAGGAACCGACAUUUGCAUAUAAAAUAUUUUUGUAACAUAAUAUAUUUUUCUAAACUAACUAUGGAUGUUUAAUAAAUGCGUUUGCUAAUUUGGCAAUUUAAUCAUCUAUAAACGUAUCAAAUUGUGAAAGUAAAAUAUAAAAAUAUCUCAUAUCAUUAAAUCAGAAGUGCUCUCUUGGUUAUAUAAAAGUAAUAUAAUGGAUUUGUUCUUAAUAACAAUUACUGUCUUUUAUAAUAAACAUUACUUAGUGAGUCACUAGUCGAUGCUGUGUCUUCUUCUUUUCAAUGUCAAAUCAAUAAUGACAGAAAGAGAGAAAUCAGUGUUAAAUUGACAAAGUCUUAACCUUCUUCUUUUAGGUUUGAUAUAUUACAUUGUAUAUAGCAUUACUGUAAUCAAAUAAGCUACAAGAAGUAGCCAUAUUAUAAUUAAAACUAAAUAAUGUGACUUCUAAUGGAAAAGCUACUACAAAAUCUUUUUAUCUCUUUAAUUCAUAACCGUAAAUACAUCAAAAUAUUCAAAUGCAUAUGUGUAAAAAAAACCUAUACUGAGUGAAUGAAUGAAGUGAAUGCCUCUCAGUCAUAAGUUUUACAAUAUAGGUAAUGUAAAUAAGCUGCUGAAUAUAAUAUAUAAAAUUAAAUGUAGUCGUAUUAUAUGAGCGGUAGUGUAAGGUCUAAACCUUUGAGAAGAAGCACCUCCUCCUUUGGAGGCCUUUGCCUAACAGUAGAACAUUAACAGGCCGCUUGCCUUUUGUUAUGAUUAAGUUUUGCUCAUCACAGCUUACCGUUACUCAUCACAGUAACUUUUUAAUUUCUUGAGAUAAAAUUAGUCUAUGAUACAGAGGUCAGGUAUUACAGUGGUCUGUACAAAUUCGACUGUUUCUUUUAAAUAUUUUAUAAUUUUUAAAUUGUACAUGCUCCUUUAAAAACAAAUUGUAUUCCUUGACAGAAUUAUAGUAAUUGCUGCUGUAAUUUCCAGGAAAAAAAAGUCACACUAGUUUAAUUAUUAUGUACUGUCUAUUGUUCUUAUAUUAAAGUCCUUUGUCGUAGAUUGAAAUUGUUUUUUGUAAAAUUGCAACACCAAUUAAAAAAAAUGUAUGUAGUCUGUACAGACCACUUAUAAAUGCCAUGUAUCCUAUAUUAUUCAUAUUUUGUAAUAUACUGUCGUUUCAUUUAACGGUUACGGUCCGAUGUUAUAUUAUAUAGAUAAUAAAUUUUUUAUUGUGAUAA
Molecule: messenger RNA, 2527 nt
Organism: Nymphalis io (European peacock)
Lineage: Eukaryota; Metazoa; Arthropoda; Insecta; Lepidoptera; Nymphalidae
Gene: eIF3j
Product: eukaryotic translation initiation factor 3 subunit J
Exons: 7
Coding region: 313-1029 (238 amino acids)
Cellular component (GO): eukaryotic translation initiation factor 3 complex; cytoplasm
Molecular function (GO): translation initiation factor activity
Source: RefSeq, a predicted model, not a curated record